Messenger RNA from Folsomia candida, 2607 nucleotides. Its product is annotated as thyroid hormone receptor beta-A. The record is from RefSeq and is a predicted model, not a curated record. NCBI's taxonomy places the organism in Eukaryota, Metazoa, Arthropoda, Collembola, Entomobryomorpha, Isotomidae. Gene Ontology annotation, biological process: positive regulation of transcription by RNA polymerase II; cell differentiation; negative regulation of transcription by RNA polymerase II. Gene Ontology annotation, molecular function: nuclear receptor activity; zinc ion binding; RNA polymerase II cis-regulatory region sequence-specific DNA binding. Bases 817 to 2373 code for a protein of 518 amino acids. The transcript has 5 exons.
AAAACAUAACACAUUUUAUGUCAAAUAGUCUAAGGGUUAGCUGAUUACAAAAUAGAGGUCAAAAUGUUAUCUUAUCAGGCUCCAUUCAUGGUUUUGGUGGGAAUCGGCGGAAUUGAGCAAAAACAGCCCAAUUUCCUUGAUUACGGAGAGGAGAUAGUUUUAAGAAAUAUUUGAUAAACGUCCUGAUGAAACUGGAGCACCCCCUCAACUAGUCCAUAUCGGGUGAAAAGCCACCGAGCUUUGUGAAGGCGUCCACAGUAGCAUUUACAGCGAAAUUCGUGAAAAACUGGAUUAAAAUCCGUUUUUCUUACUUCAUUUGCACGUUAGGUUUAACGUUGGAAUUUUCGAACCGCAGACAACUUCACCACCAAAUAUUGAUUAAAAUUGAGGAAAAGGUCUGUUCUGAGCCCUCUAUAAGUGUCAGGGUCACUAAAAAAUUUCUGACCCGGGAAUGAUACACUUUGUACAUUAAUUUCGUGCGUAUUUUCUAUGGAGCUUUCUCUUUCGUGGCCAAUUUUGAAAUUUAACUGGCUUUUCAAUGAAAUAAGAAUAAAUUUGAAAAUCCUUAAAACCAAUCUAAUAUAGUCGUCUACUUUACUAUCACUUUUUAAGUUGAGACUAUGUACGUAUUAUUGCGAUUAACUGCCUGACAAACGAACAUAUGUGAAUAUUUGCAUCUUUUAGCCAUUCAAGCAUACAUACGAAUUUUUCUUAAAGUUAACUUGUUCUACUCAUAUGCAAAAAUCUUAGCAAAACCUAUAUCACAAUUUUGUAUAUUACUUGCAAACAAUGAGGACAAAUUAAUACAUUUUUACAAUGGAGGAAGAAAAUGUGAGAAAAAGCAAACGAAAAAUAGGUGCAAAAUCUAUGAAGGAUUCUAAAAAACAAGCAGGUAAAGUCCCUGAAAAGAUAAAGAAGCUGGGUAGGCGACCAGUUCGUGAGGAAAAUGAGCCCUGUCAUGUUUGCGGAGAGAAAGCGAGAUCUCACAAUUUUGGGGGGAUGUCCUGUAAUUGUUGCAAAUCUUUCUUUCGCCACUUUGUUCUCAAGAAUAUCAAUGAUGAUUUGUCUACUAACCAUUUUAAGGAUGAUUGCAAAUUUAAGGGAACCUGUAAAAUUGACAAAGUAACGAGAAAGAAGUGUAAAACGUGUCGUUUUUUCAAAUGCGUAAAAAUCGGUAUGGAUCCUGCCUGGGUAUUGGGCGAUUUUGCAAAGUUGCAAAAAUUAAAGAAUGCAAAAUUAAAUGCUGAACAAAGCGAAGAUUCGAAUGAGCAAGAACCAAUUAAAAGUUCAAAUGAGCAAAAACUCAGCGAAGAAGAUGGCAGAAAAAUCGAAAAUAUAUCAAAAUACUAUAAACUCGCGUGUGACGCAAUUUCGUACAAUUUUCCGUCUCGGGGGAGAAAUCAAGUUUUGAGCAUUAAUAAACUCCGUAUUUUACUAAUUGGUGUAAUUUCCACGGCAAUUCGGAGACUCGUAUACUUCGCAAGGAUGAUUCCAGAAUUUGAAAAACUUUCUUUACACGACCAAACAAACUUGUUGCGUGGGUCAGUCAUGCAAUUGUUCAUGCUGCGAGGUACCGUUACUUACGACUGUGUGAAGAAGUUGGUUAAUUCAGUGGAUGGAAAUUUUCCAGAUAAAUAUCCAGAAGUUUAUCUGGACGAAUGUGCUAGUUUAUGUCCUGAUGGGGUGUCUGAAAUGAUUGUCCGGGUCUACGAAAAAAUUCGAAGCCUUGCCCCCGACGAAGCAACGAUCAUGCUGCUCCUUCCCAUCGCUUUAUUCUCAGACUGCGGCAAUGACGGUUGUACGCAGUUUGAUGACCGACCCAGAAUUAAUGCAGCACAAGAAUACUAUGCCGGAUUGUUGGAAAAAUAUUUGAAAGUGGUAAAUGGAGAGGAAAAGGGGAAGCUCAUUUUUCCACAGCUCCUCUCUCAGUUAGCUAAUGUCACGCAAGUUAGUGAACUCCAUCAAGGUCUCCCUCUUAACAUGUCGGAAAAUCAGGUUGACAAAAUGCACCAGCAUUUACUACAACUUCAAAAGAAAGCAAAUACAAAUCCUUCACUGUCACGCGAAAAUUUAAAAUUAAUCAAAAAUAAAUCCAUUAUGCAUGAAGAACAGCGAAGUCGGAUUCAGAACGAAUGUUGCAACAAACCGGAAGUAGCGAUAAGCAACUUAGCAAAACUGCAAGCGAUCAAUAACUCUGGAUGUGAAGGAACUAUUGACGCUUGUCAUAAUUUUAUCCGUAGCUUUGUCAACCUAGGAGAAUGGGGGAUAAAGCCGGACCAUUUUCUUCAAGGGCCCCAUGUAGGCAUAGAGCGGGCCUUCAUGCGUCGAAUUCCGGAACUUUUAAUGAAUCCGUGGGACUCUUUGGUUAAUUAACCACAUAUGUACAUACGUAAAGCAGCGAGUAGCAUACAUACAUAAACAAGGAUGCAAUUAAAGUAAGUGUGGAUCGUUAUGUGCAUGCUGAUACAUAUAUAAAUUUCUUGGUUUGCAUAUGAGACAAUUGGUAAGGAAUAGAUAUUUAUACAUAUUCAUAAAUACAAAUAUGUACCCACUUUUGAAAUUCUCUCAUCAAAAAGAACAUUAUUGAAUAAAUGAAAGCAAUACAUA